This is a messenger RNA of Equus quagga, 2417 nucleotides long. RefSeq names its product mitochondrial ribosomal protein L50 (gene MRPL50). Gene Ontology annotation, cellular component: mitochondrial large ribosomal subunit; mitochondrion. Bases 24 to 500 code for a protein of 158 amino acids. The record is from RefSeq and is a predicted model, not a curated record. The transcript is spliced from 2 exons. NCBI's taxonomy places the organism in Eukaryota, Metazoa, Chordata, Mammalia, Perissodactyla, Equidae.
GUGGUCUGUAACUCCCCUCGGAGAUGGCGGCGCUCUGGGUGUCCGGCGUUACCCGAAGAGGCCUCACGUGGAUAGUCUCAGGGGCGCCCCGCAGAGAAUUUUGGUCUCGAUUCAGGAAAGAGAAGCCAGUGGUGGCUGAGAACACAGAAGAAGUGAAGGAAGAACCUAUCUUAGUGUGUCCACCCUUACGAAGCCGAGCGUACAUACCACCUGAAGAUCUCCAGAGUCGUUUGGAAUCUCAUGUCAAGGAGGUUUUUGGCUCAUCUCUUCCCAGCAGGUGGCAGGACAUCUCCCUGGAAGAUGCUCGUCUGAAGUUCAAUUUCUUGGCGCGUUUAGCUGAUGACUUGGGCCAUGCAGUGCCUAACUCUAGGCUUCAUCAGAUGUGCAGGGUCAGAGAUGUUCUUGAUUUCUAUAAUGUGCCUGUUCAGGAUAGGUCUAAAUUUGAUGAACUUAUUGCCAGUGAUCUGCCUCCCAAUUUAAAAAUCACUUGGGGUUACUGAGCAAUUCAGAAGAGGAACACAUUGAGAUCAUUUUUUUUUCCCUCUGAGUGAGGGGGCUGCUUAUCAAACCUUUGGAUACUUGACCAUGUGAAAUCCUAUCAGAACUGUUCUCUAAACCCACAUUUUCUGUAGAAGAAGGCAUUGUCUCUUUUUUCCCUCAUAUUAUCAUGAAUUGACAAAUAACAGGAUUUUCUUUUUUCACACUUGCUGUACUUGUUUGUUUUUUUAUGGAAUCAAGUCAUUAAUAUUUUAUGAAACCUUUCUUCUCCAGAAGACACUAGUUAACUUGGGUUUAAGAUAUGAGGCCAUUAUGUGUUCGGGUGUGGUCUCUAUUCUUCAUAGGCAUAAAAGAGUAGAUGCAAGAAAAAGUUUUAAUUUUGUUAGAACUCUUAAAUCUAAGAUGGUAUUAUAUAUAGUACAUAGACAAAGAAACUGAGAUAUUUUAAAAGAAACAUAAAAAUCUAUAUUGUAUAUUAUAGAAAGUUGUUUCACUGUUGGCUUUACUGCACGAGGAGAAAUAGUAGAAAAUGAUACUGUUCAUUCUGGAUGAGUCUCUUGGAAUUAAAGUAGAUUUCUUGAAGUGAGUUGUAUGUUUUAAUUUUUUUAAAGGUGAAAUUUGCUAUUCUGCCUUAUCAUUUCCUUAGUUUAAAUAUUAUAAAUAAUGAAAAAAUUAGAAUAUAUGCCAACUAUUAAGUGCUGACUCUUUUAAAUAAGAGAUAUGCCAGAUUCUAUAUCUCAAUGAAUAUUCUCUUCAAAGGAGAUGAUGUUUAUUUCAAACCAUUUAUCUUUUCUGUAAUUUUUUAAAAGUGGCCUUGAGUACCUGUGAGUAUCCACUAGGGUAGUAAGUCUUUGCAGACUUUGGUGUACUAAUUUUGUGGAUAUUACUCGAAUACCAAGUUACCAGAUGGUUCUAAAUCACAAAAUGAUUAAAUGAGGAAGUGAUUAGGGAUUAUUUUUUAUCAGACUUUAGAUACGGCUACAGAGUAAUGAGACAAGAAGAAGGAAUUUCUUAUCUUGGCUCUAAUAAUUCUGAGAGAAAAGUGAUAGGUUUUAAACAAAGGAAAAUUUCAUUUAUUCUCUUUGCCAAGGUGACUGCUUUGACGAGGGCAAAAGUCAGUUAGGUAUAUAAUAAUUUAUUAGAAAAAUUAGGUACAAUACAGUCAUGCUCUAUAAAUGUCAUCAGCAGGCAGUCAGAUUUUCAAUAACCUCUACAUUUAAGAACUUCAGAAGUCUGGAGUGCCAGAGUAGAGCCCUGGAGUUGAACGCUGGAGCUGUUAGAUCUUUUUUGCUUCUGUGCAAAGGGUUCAGCAUGGAAACAUUUGCAUUUUACGUACAGGAUUUGGUUAUCUCAUUUCCCACACAACUUUUACUUCCAACCUGGAGACAGAACAGUGUGCAAAGGGCAAGAUGGAAGUAAGGGAUGGUAAGGGCAGGAUGGAAAAACACUUGGUUUCAGCAGGAGAACUGCAAAACCGGGCUUCACAUAAGUGUUAAGUUGGAAGAAGGUACUCCUUUGUAGCCUGGAGCAGUGUUCCUCAAAAUUUAAUACAUAGAUGAAUCACUUGGGGAUCUUUCAAAAAUGCGGAUUCCGGUUCCACAGUCCAGAGUGGGUCCUGAGUUUCUGCGUGUCUGAAAAUUUCCUAGGUGAUGCUGAUAACGUUUUGAGUAACAUGUCCCUUGUUAAAAUCAAAGGCAGAGGGAGACCAGCCUUGAAGCUUCCCUGAGCAGACAAAACUAGUUUCAGUCCUGAAUUUAGCAUAAUUUCCAGUCACUUUGGAGACACUGUCUUCUCGCUGUUCUGUUUAAGCUCCUUUGUAACAAUAUACCCCUGAACCUCAUUCCAUGUUUUGGUUUGAGUGCUCCUGGUUUACAAACUGCCUUUUUGGUGUGUGGACAAUAAAUUUUUACUAAUUAUUU